CAGAUCUCAUUUUGUCAAUUGUAUUAUUCAAAAAGGAGAGGGUACAAGAGAGAGAAAAAAAAUGUUUUCAAGGAUCAACACUUGGAAAGGAUCCUGUCACCAAAUACCAAGGCUCUAUAGCACACCAACUCAUAGGUUCUUUCAGACAACCAGACUGAGGCUUACUGAAGGCCUACAAAAUUCACCUGUUUCAAAUAUAACAACUCCCAAUAGAGGUGUAACCGAGCAAACGGCACAACUUUAUUUGGACAAUGUAUUUCCAUUACGAAUGAGUGUCUGGGAUAUAAGACAGCUUGUAUUCAGAAAUUCAAAAGCACUUUUGGAGUCAAAAGUACAUCAAGCGAUACCUUCCCCUGAUCUACCCCAUGACUUUGCCAUAAAAGAAAUCAUUGCUCGCACAAAGGACGGCGGGGCCAUCGUAAAGUUUACUUUCAGAAGCACAGACGCAACCAAAACAGAGAAAGCAAAGGAUAUUGUGGAAAGGAUACAAGAGUAUAUUCAACAAUCAAAUAUCGUUGCUCCUUUCAACUUACAACAGGUGAGAGCCUUUUUAGUCAAGGGACAACCCUUCUUGGAAGACAUAUUGGCUAGAUAUCCAACACCUCGACUUCGUAUCGAGUUUCAAGGUGAACCUACCAAUGUGGAGGUGCUCUAUGCUCAUUUGAGACCCUAUGGAAGAAUAUUUGAUAUCUCGCUUUAUCCUAAUCCUAAUAUAGGAAAAGAUCCUGCACGAUAUGCUAUUGUCCAAUUUACUCGCAUACGAUAUGCAGCAAGUGCUCGCAAUUGCUUACAUGGACAUGUGAUUGAUAAUACCCGAUUAAACAUUUUGUAUGAAAAACAAAUGCGUACGAAUGUAGUCAAGGACUGGCUGGUCAACCAUCCUCGUAUUACUGUACCUGUGAUCGCUGCUGUCUUCGCAGGUGUCACUUAUGCAGUAUUUGAUCCCAUUCGUAUCUUCUUUGUUACCUCCAAAGUUACUCAACGAUUUAAUCCUCAAGAAUAUGCACUCUAUCGCUGGUUGCGUAAGGAAACAUGGGCUCGACUUAUUCCCGGGGACGAUCGACAGCCACUACCUGAAGGUUCAGCAUGGGCUGAUGACUUUGAGCAGACUGAAAAAUUAAAAUCUUGGCUUGCUGAGAGGCCAGAGACAUUUAUCUUGAUCACUGGGCAUAAAGGAAGCGGAAAAUCUGCUCUUGUCAAGGCAGCCAUUCAUGAAAAGAAGCACAAGCUAUUUAUUGAUUGUGAAAGGAUUGCCAAUGCAAGAAAUCAAUCAGAAAUGACAAAAAACCUGGCCAAGGAAGUUGGCUACUUCCCAGUGUUCACUUGGGUAUCCUCUAUGAGCGGAUUGAUGGACACGGUCGUAGCAGCUACAACAGGUCAAAAAGCCAAUCUUGCAUCCUCACCUGAUUCUCAAAUGAAGAAUAUUUUGGAAACGGUUGCUAUUGCUUUACGUGAUACCAUACCAAGUGAAAAAGAAGCACGCGAACUUGCUGAAGAUGAAAAAGACACAACUAAUUUGCUUCAAAAGUUCAAGGAUUUUAUCAUAGGUCAUAAAAUAACUGUUCCAAAGCAGACCGAAAAGCCAUCUGAAGAGAAAGAAGAUGAAAAGCCAGGAGAAGAGGACAAACUGGACCAGCACAGCAUUCCUAUCGUUGUCAUUGAUAAUUUCAUGUACCGUGAAACGUCUAAAUCAGCCAUCCUAUGGGAAGAAUUGGCAGAGUGGGCAGCUCUUUUGAUCGAGAACGGUAUUGCCCACGUUGUCUUUGUGAGUUCGAAUGCAAGUGUCAUGAAAACCUUGGGCAAAGCUCUUCCUGGAAAAACGUUCUCGAGCAUCACUCUCUCUGAUGCCCCACCUGAAAUGGCCAUGUCGUUUAUUAAGAAGCAGCUAGGUGAAGAGGUCAAUGACCCCAACCUUCCUGAAAUUGUAUCAGCCUUGGGUGGACGUCUUACAGAAUUAGAAGUCCUUGUUCAAAAGAUGAAGAUGAAUAUGGAUGCAUUAUCUGCCUUUGAGGAUAUCGUCACACGUAAUUUGAUUGAAAUUCGAAAGUAUGGAUUUGGUGAUUCAUCGAACGAAGAUAACAAGUUUGAAUGGUCAUCGAUUCAAUUCUGGACCAUCGUUAAACUCCUGUCUGAAAAACACAGCAUCAAUUAUGAUGAAUUAAAAUGGGAUAGCUUGUUUAAUGGAAAUGAUGCUCCCCUGAGAGCUAUGGAAAGGGCAGAAUUAAUUACCGUCGUGCAUAAAGAUGGCCGACCAAACUCAAUCAAACCUGGUAAACCUAUUCAUUAUACAGUCUUUAAGCGUCUUGUAUCAGAUAAAGUGUUUGCUUCUUCCAUGGAGAUUGAAACAAAUAUGUAUUUGAAGAAACAAGCUGAAGAAAACAUGGCGAAAUUGGAAGAUACAACUGAAAAAUUAUCAAAUAUCAGUCAACCCAAUCGACCACCUCGAGAAGUGGAUGCUCGUAUUCGAUAUCUGUUAACCAAGUUGACAUCUGUUCAGAAAUCAAUUGAGCAAUAUGAUGCAGCUAUUAAGAGUGCAAAAGAAGCUGUUUCUAAAAGUUGGGUAGAAGAUGAAAAUUAGAAAAAACAAAAACAAAACGGAGACUUUUUCAAUAAAGAAUUUUUUGAUGUAUAUUUUC
Molecule: messenger RNA, 2636 nt
Organism: Rhizopus microsporus ATCC 52813
Lineage: Eukaryota; Fungi; Mucoromycota; Mucoromycetes; Mucorales; Rhizopodaceae
Exons: 10
Coding region: 62-2578 (838 amino acids)
Cellular component (GO): mitochondrial inner membrane
Molecular function (GO): RNA binding
Source: RefSeq, a predicted model, not a curated record